UAAUAAAUUUAAAAUAUGAACUGUUUUUGGAAUUCUCGUCUUUCACUCCUUAAUUCACGUACCGUUAAAAGAAAACUAUUUGUUCGUAGCUAUGCAACUGAAUCUGGUUCUCAUCAAUUCCCUAAAGAAGGAUUUGGUGCUCCUAUAUGGAGAAGAACACUAGGUGUUGUUAUAUUUGGUCUUAUAUGGUAUCAGGCUGACCAAUACUUUACAAAAAAAGGAGAGAAACAUCCCGUAACAAAGUGGAUCGAAACUUUGAUGAUACCAGAAUCUGAGUAUAAAAGACGAAAUCUGGCGCAUCUUUAUUUAUCUGUUGAAGCUGCGAAGGAUAAGGUUCUUUUUGGAGAAGCUAAACCGCCUCCUAUUUAUAGACUUAAAGACCCAGAUCAAUUCGAAAGAGCUAGCCCACACUGUAUUGAGCCUGGAUUAGAAGUAGAUUUAACAGAUUUAGUAGUUCGAAAGGAUUAAAUUUUUCUUAUCUCGUAGACUGUUCAGUUUUCACGUGAUUAUUUAAUUACUUUGCAUAAAACUUUUAUUGCACUAUUUCACAUGAUAAAAUACCAAAAAAAUGAGUUCUCUUUUAUAAAUCUUUUUUUGUCAUAUGAU
This is a messenger RNA of Rhizophagus irregularis DAOM 181602=DAOM 197198, 606 nucleotides long. RefSeq lists its product as uncharacterized. Gene Ontology annotation, cellular component: mitochondrion. Lineage: Eukaryota; Fungi; Glomeromycota; Glomeromycetes; Glomerales; Glomeraceae. The record is from RefSeq and is a predicted model, not a curated record.